Molecule: messenger RNA, 4489 nt
Organism: Acanthochromis polyacanthus (spiny chromis)
Lineage: Eukaryota; Metazoa; Chordata; Actinopteri; Pomacentridae
Gene: elmod1
Product: ELMO/CED-12 domain containing 1
Exons: 11
Coding region: 442-1425 (327 amino acids)
Molecular function (GO): GTPase activator activity
Source: RefSeq, a predicted model, not a curated record
AUCCUAGGAGUUCCUCUGUGUUCCGGAAAACGUUUUUUAAUUUAUAGAUCAUGCAAAAGUUAAUAAGAUGUCCUUGUGUGCAGGGACAGAUGCUGUUGGAGCUGCAGUGUUGGUGGAGCCUCGGAUUUCUGCACUGCGCUUCUGCUCUGUCGCUUUUAGAGCUCCAGUCUGUCAUCAUGGAGGAGCAGUAGACGACCGGAGCCGAGUGAAGAGGACGAACCGCCGCCGACAUCCCGCCUUGUUGCUCCAGUAUCACCUCACGUCGAACCCGCAGAAACCCGGAGCUCUGUGGCAGCUUCGCUCGUUCAGCACCGCGGACAGCUCCGGAGCUUCGGGCCCGACCGGAGCGCGUCGCUCGGCCGCAGCAGAAUCACUGGCAUCCUGUCUGUCUGCAGGUGAUCCGUCCGCUCCGGAGACACCUGAGGAGGAACCGCCGCCAACAUGAAGCAUUUUCUGAGAGUGGUGACCCAGUUCUUCGUGUUCCUCUACUGUAAAUGUCUGUGGCGAGGCCUCAAGUUCGUCGUCAGGAAGUUCACAGGGCGCUGUGAGCUGCAGCGAAUCUGCUACAACAACAAGCAUGGAGCCCGCAGGACCCUCAAGAUAGAGUCGUCUAUGACGUACUCCAAAAAUGAGCUGCUGCAGUCUGCCCUCAGUGUCCAUCCUGACAAAGUGGAGAAGACCAUCGACAACAUCAUGGCCCUGAAGAAGAUCAACCCUGACACCAACCCUCAAUUGGGCAUCUCCCUUCAGGCCAGUCUGCUGCAGAUUGUGGGCUACAGGAGUCUGGUGGCCGAGGUGGAGAAGCUGCGCCGGGAACCGUAUGACUGCGAAAACGCUGAACAUGAGGAGAUGCUGAUGAAGUUAUGGAAGGAGCUGCGUCCUGACACUCCUCUCAACGGUCGCAUCUCUAAACAGUGGUGUGAGAUCGGUUUCCAAGGCAGUGAUCCCAAGACUGACUUCAGAGGAAUGGGUCUGCUGGGCCUCCACAACCUGCUGUAUUUUGCAGAACAUGACAAAGCCACUGCUCUGCAGAUGCUCCACGACUCCCUGCAACCAAAGCACAAUGAAGUAAACAAGCCUGAAUGGGAACAGAAGAACAUGGACAAAGCCAUUGGCUAUUCUUUUGCCAUUGUGGGCAUCAACAUCACAGACCUGGCCUACUCUCUGCUGGUCAGCGGAGCUCUGAAGACUCACCUGUACAAUGUGGCUCCAGAGAUGCCGAGUCUGCUGCACUUCCAGCAGACCUUCUGUUACCUGAUGCAAGAGUUUCACCGUUUCUGGAUCGAGGAGGAUCCCAGCGACAUCAUGGAGUUCAACCGGGUCCGUUCCAAGUUCCACCGGAGGAUCCUGAGGCAGCUGAAGAACCCGGACAUGGCUCUGUGCCCCCACUUCUCCGCCUCCGACCUCCACUUGGUCAACCUCUAAACACUCCCCCAUCGUCGUCUCCCCUACCUCUCCUCCUCCUCCCUUCAGUGAGCCCCAUUCCCCCCCCUGGAUGUCCAGUAGGGCAGCAAAAAAAAUCUAAUCUCCCCCCUCUUACACUCACAUUGAUGAUUCCUCAAUCUGCUGGACACAUCUGGGGAGGCUCUCUCUGCUCAGCCCAACUCAUCCCGGCUAACGUCAUGUCGCGUCACUGCCAACAGCUCACUCAGCCGCUGCACACACAAACAAACACACAGAACAUAAAACCAAACCAGUCUUGUUCACAUAAUUCAAUCAUUCUCACUGUGGGGACUUUCAUUUAGAGGAAGUUGAGUCCCCACGGUGUGAUUUCCGUUCACUGCCUCUCUGCCCUCACUGCAGCGUCAGACCACCAGCAUCAGAGACGACCAUAGCGAUUGUAGCUGUGCAUGAGGAGGCUGCACCAUCGUUACCUGUUGCUUUAACGAUUCAUGACGAUUGUAUCACAGACAUUACACCUCAGUUAGGAAGACCUUCUUUUAGUGCCAAAACCAAAUUUACUUUCUCAGCCAAAAAUAUCUCUGAGAUUGCAGCAUCGAUCCAGAUGUUUUGGCAGUUUUGUAUUGAAAUGAAGAGAUAAAACAUAUUUAAUGUACCUGCUGCCGCUGAUUCAAUCAAACUAUAUAUAGGGACACGUCACCUCUUAACUUUGUCUGUAUUAGCUAACUGCCACAGAUUGUAACGUACUUUUUUAUGUCAACAUUUACACCUAAGACUUCUCCUUGUCAAAAUACAGAAUGUGGAGACCUUUAACAAUCACAGCAGUUAGCAAGUUUUGUAAACCUGCUAAAAGAUGUUCACAAGUAUCCAAAAAUGAAUGUGUGUCCCAGUUCGGAUGUUAAAAAUCUAUAAAUUCUUCUUCUGCAAUGAGUAUUCAGGCUGAUUCUAUUCCUCAUACACCCAGAAUAAUAAUUUAAAAUCAUGCCGUGAGCAAUUUCUUUACAGGUUUGCAAAAGUGUUUUGAUUUGUCCCCAUGCAGAGAUUGUGUUCUGAAUGUUCCUCACAAUUGUUUGAUUCCAUUUUAAUCCAUUGAAUGUGACACUGUGUCCACUGUUGUAUCAGCCAAAGCAAUAAUUUCCCUUCAUUUCACUGCAAGCCUCUUUAAAUGUGUUUAUUUGCACCGUGUGUGCCUGAGUAUUUGUUUUGCUUUUGAACUCAGAGCUGGAAUGCAAAUCAAUUCACAGCGAAAACACGUAGAGCUGAUUAGAAGUAAACUGUCACAUUAAUUUUGUGACAUUAGUGGAAUCACUGCAAAUUUACUGGCAGGUGACAUUAAAUGUAGAGCUACUCCAUAGAGGAUGAAUUAGGUGAUGGGGAGAGUUUAAAAAAUUUAAAAUGGAGGCGUUGAUCAGCCAGUCGAUGCACCAACUGCAGAACUCCCACUGUCACACUAAAUUAAACUUCCUAUGAAGUCUGUUUUCCUGGAUGCUGGAUAUUUUUCAUUUAAAUUGCCAAUCUCGAAGAUUUUCAUUGAAAUAAAUAUCAGUCAAGUCAGAAUUUGUCUUCAACUUGAGACAACACAAUUCUCAAAUUUUAUUAUCAAGUUCAUAUGGUAGAAUUAUUUCAAUUAAACCUCCUUUGGGUGAAUCCUGAGCUUCAUCAGAGCUGGCAGGACAUUUUUAUGUGAAGAUAAGGCUGUCAUUGCGCUGAAAAUGACACUGCAAUGAUUACAUAGUUUUCUUGGAUUGGAGUUUUUAUCAGCAAAAAAAACCAAAACAACUAUCUGACUGAGAGAAGAUUGCACCUUUGCAGACACAAUACUGUUAGUCUUGAUAAUGCAACAUUAAAUUGAUAAAUAUAAUAAAUAUACUGAAUAUACAGCAAAGAAGCCAGCAGGUAUCAUUUGCUGCUUCGUAAUCUUGUUCCUUUAAGACGAGCACUAAUUUUUUAAGGUGAAGUGAGGUUUGAAAACACACCUGCAAUUACUGCUUAUUGCCACAGGUGUCACCAAAGAGCAGGAAAUGUAAAUCCCAGAGGUUGACAAUUUAAAUAAUUGAUUUCACAUUUAGUUUAUCAGGAAAAUGCAAUUUUAUAAUGUUUUACAAGAACGACCAAACCAAGAAGGCAGCAACAGACUAAUGACACUCUGCUGAUAGAUAUAUCACAGAUUCAACAGAAAUGCAGUUGUAAAAUUUUGAGCACAUUGGCUAGAAACAAUAAUAAAUCAUAGUCUAAAUGUAAAGCAGUGGUUCCCAACUUUUCUGAUACAAAAUAGAAGCAAUAGAAACUCUAAAAGUAAAGUUAUCCUCUACAGAAAAUAUAGACACAAAUCUGACAAAAUGAACAACAUAUUGCAGCAAAUAUGUUUUUUCUGCGUUCUGUCUUUGUUAGAUUCGUCUUGAGAAGUUUUGUAUCAUCACCUGACACCUAAGGGUCCUUUAAAGACUUUGUUUUGUUGCCUGUGGAGCAGCAGACUGAUUGUAAUCUCAGCUCUGAGUUACUUUUCUUUUUCAUUGAAUGAUAAAACACUUCUUCACACCUCUCUGGAACAUGUGACUGCACUGUAUUUAACAUUCAUUCACACUGAUGCUGUCGUCAUCACAAUACUGAAGAUAUAUACAAACGAUAUUACUGUUAUUUUACUGCCAUGCCUUCACUGUUGAUUGUGUUUGAAUAGUAUUGAAAACCUUUGUUCUUUUGAAGUGAAUGUUAAAGCUUUUGUCAGUAUUAACCAACUGUUUACUUCAGUGAAUGUCAGUGCUGGUUUCAUUUCUUGCUUGAGUUUUGCUUUGCUUUACUAUUGCACUAUUGUAAAAACAAAGCUGCAGUUUCCUUUAUGAUAAUAAAUCAGUAAAUUGUGGUGUUCGAGCCGAUGUGCCCCACAAUACUGUAGAUGAACUUAGGUACCUGCUGCUGUAUAUUCUGCUUUAAAGCUGCCUAUAAGACUCAGUCUGCAUGAUAUUUUCAUUGUCGCUCUGACAUUCUGUAUUCUUCAGUAAAGUACUUCUAGAUAUUGUAACGUUGUGCUUCAUUUGUCUGUGCUGUACUUUUUGAGACCACAAUAAAGACUAAAUGUCAGUUAAAAUGA